AUGGCUCGGGAUAUGUCAGACAUUGACAUCCUUAAGAUGGAGCUGGAACAGCUGAAGAAAGAAGUCUCGACACCCAGGGAGCCUGUGUCCAAGACAUCCAAGGACACCAUGGACUGGUGUGAGGCUGCGUCUGGUACCGACCUCCUGAUAACAGGAGUACCAGAUGAUAAGAACCCCUAUGAGCCUGAGAAGGGAGGCUGCAUAAUCACCUAGCCCUCCCGGGGGACAAACAGCCCCAGGCGGGACGCAGGGAAAAACAUCAUGUUGUACUUACAUAGGAACAUAUGGCAAACUUAUUGCAGCUAUGUAUCACUCUUUACAGUGCUGAAGAGGCUGAAACUGGAGAGAAAAAAAAUCGGAGAGACGUCCACUAAGUUAGCCAGUUUAGGACAACACAACAUGUCACACUGACUAGGCUACACAAGGUCACCUGAGGCCACUGGGAGCUGAGGAGGAGAUUUAUCCAGGGACGAUUCAGGGGAUUAGAGGGAUCACUUGGUUACAAUGGUGUCCUUCCUUUCUCCUUGAAGACCUAUGACCCUAUCCCCCUCACCUGU
Molecule: messenger RNA, 557 nt
Organism: Oncorhynchus masou masou (cherry salmon)
Lineage: Eukaryota; Metazoa; Chordata; Actinopteri; Salmoniformes; Salmonidae
Product: guanine nucleotide-binding protein G(I)/G(S)/G(O) subunit gamma-T2-like
Exons: 2
Coding region: 1-213 (70 amino acids)
Biological process (GO): G protein-coupled receptor signaling pathway
Cellular component (GO): heterotrimeric G-protein complex
Molecular function (GO): G-protein beta-subunit binding
Source: RefSeq, a predicted model, not a curated record